CGGCGGCGCGAGCGAGUGAUCGAGCGGACGGACGGACGGUUUAAACUUGUGCGGCGGGUGGCGGCGCGAUGGACGUGGGGGAGGCGGCAGCGGCCGGAGCCGCCGGGCAACAGCUCAAGGACGAGCUCGCCGAGAAAUGCCAGAAGCUCUUCCAGGAUUUCCUAGAGGAAUUCCAAAAUAGUGAUGGAGAAGUUAAAUAUUUACAUGAUGCAGAGGAGCUGAUCCGCCCUGAAAGGAAUACGCUCGCUGUAAGCUUUGUAGAUCUGGAGCUAUAUAACCAACAGCUGGCCACAACCAUUCAGGAGGAAUUUUAUAGAGUUUACCCACAUUUAUGCCGUGCUGUUCGAAAUUUUGCUCGAGACCAUGGAAACAUUCCACAAAACAAAGAGUUUUACGUGGCAAUUCAAGAUUUGCCAGCCAGACACAAAAUACGAGAAUUGACAUCAGCCAGGAUUGGAACCCUGCUGCGCAUCAGUGGCCAAGUUGUCCGGACCCAUCCUGUUCACCCAGAAUUGGUCAGUGGAACGUUCAUGUGCCUCGAUUGUCAGACAUUGGUUAAGGAUGUCGAGCAACAGUUCAAGUACACACAGCCUAAUAUCUGCAGAAAUCCAGUGUGUGCCAACAGGAGGAGAUUUAUGUUGGAUACUAAUAAGUCACGAUUUGUUGAUUUUCAAAAGGUUCGUAUUCAAGAAACGCAGGCUGAACUACCCCGUGGUAGCAUACCACGUAGUGUGGAGGUUAUCUUGCGUGCAGAGACCGUGGAAUCUGCACAAGCUGGUGACAGAUGUGACUUCACAGGGAUGCUUAUUGUGGUCCCUGAUGUAUCUCAGCUGACUACACCAGGUGUCCGUGCUGAAACAGGCUCUCGAGUCAGCAGUGCUGCUGGGUAUGAAACUGAAGGAGUUAGAGGUCUUCGUGCUUUAGGUGUACGUGACCUGUCUUACAAACUGGCUUUCCUGGCAUGUUCUCUGGCACAAACAAAUCCACGGUUUGGUGGUAAAGAAUUGAGAGAAGAAGAACAGACUGCAGAAAGUAUUAAAAAUCAGAUGACUGUUCAAGAAUGGGAGAAGGUGUUUGAAAUGAGCCAGGAUAAGAACUUGUAUCACAAUCUCUGUACAAGCCUCUUCCCCACCAUUUAUGGUAAUGAUGAAGUGAAACGUGGUGUUUUGCUGAUGCUUUUCGGUGGAGUUCCAAAGACUACCAUGGAGCGCACUUCUUUGCGUGGUGAUAUUAAUGUUUGCAUUGUUGGUGAUCCAAGCACAGCCAAGAGCCAAUUCCUUAAGCAUGUGGAAGAAUUCAGCCCUCGGGCUGUGUACACAAGUGGCAAGGCGAGCACUGCUGCAGGUCUGACAGCUGCGGUUGUAAGAGAUGAAGAAUCCCAUGAAUUUGUCAUAGAAGCUGGAGCAUUGAUGCUUGCUGAUAAUGGCGUUUGCUGCAUUGAUGAGUUUGAUAAAAUGGAUACAAGAGAUCAAGUGGCUAUUCACGAAGCCAUGGAGCAGCAGACCAUUUCCAUCACAAAAGCUGGAGUCAAAGCAACAUUGAAUGCCAGGACUUCUAUUUUGGCUGCAGCAAACCCAGUGGGUGGCCGGUAUGAUCGUUCAAAAUCUCUCAAACAAAACGUGAACCUCACAGCCCCAAUCAUGUCUCGAUUUGAUUUGUUCUUCAUUCUAGUUGAUGAAUGUAACGAGGUAACGGAUUACGCCAUUGCCAGGCGCAUAGUGGACCUUCAUUCUCGAAUACAGGAUUCUGUUGAUCGAAUCUACUCUUUAGAUGAUAUCAGGAGGUACCUGCUAUUUGCAAGGCAGUUCAAGCCUAAGAUCUCAAAGGAAUCGGAAGACUUCAUAGUGGAACAGUACAGACGACUCCGUCAGAGAGAUGGAUCUGGGGUAACCAAAUCAGCGUGGCGAAUCACAGUGCGUCAGCUGGAGAGUAUGAUUCGACUUUCUGAGUCCAUGGCUAGAAUGCAUUGCUGUGAUGAGGUACAGCCUAAGCAUGUUAAGGAAGCUUUCCGGCUGUUGAACAAAUCGAUUAUUCGAGUUGAGACUCCAGAUGUAAAUUUUGACCAAGAUGAUGAGGGAGUAGAAGACAUGGAACAGGAAGUCCAAGAAGGAAUAAAUGGUCACUCAGAUAUUCCAAAUGGGAUAAAUGGUGUCGAUGGUGUUCAUUCUGAAGACAGUAUCAAGGAGGAUAUCACAAAAUCCGCACUGCGGCUGUCCUUUGUAGAGUAUCGCAAGAUUUCAAAUCUUCUGGUCAUCCAUCUCCGGAAAUUAGAAGAAGAGGACGAUGAUGCUUCCCCAAAGAAGAGUGACCUUGUUAAUUGGUACUUGAAAGAAAUUGAAUCUGAAAUUGAAUCCGAAGAACAGCUCAUUAACAAAAAGAGGUUAAUUGAGAAAGUUAUUUACAGACUUAUUCACUAUGAUCAUAUCUUGAUUGAACUGAAACAAACUGGUCUUAAAAGCCGGAAGGGAGAAGGCGAUGAAGUUUUGGAACAGGAUCCUUACCUCGUGGUUAAUCCUAAUUAUACUUUGGAAGAUUAAGUACCAGAUGUUACAGCGGAUCAACAUGAGAUGUUAAAUAAAUCAAAUUUCUCUAAAGUAGAGGCCUUUCCAAAACUUGUGGCAUAAAACAAUUUUUUUAUAGCUCUUCAUUCUAUUCCAGUGUAAGAUAGUUUACAUUUGCCUCUUAAGAUACCAGUGUAAUCAGGCAACAAAUGGUGCCUGUUACAUUUUGUAAAAUGUUUGAUUUUUGAGCUUUUAUUUUAAAGCACAAUUGCGACUUAGGUUAAAGAUCAAACUACCAUAAUACAUAUUACAACUACUGCAGAAUGUUUGCUGAGUGUCUUUUGCAUAUUAACGGGCACAAUGUGCUGAUUUAUGUGAGAUAAAUAUGCAGGUAUUUUAGAUUUUGUAAGAGUGGUCUGCAUUUAUAUUAAAACCUAUAAAUCGUGGCAAGACAAGGUAUAAUUUUGCACUGUGUUUUGUUCCCAUGAUAUUAAUAAAGUAGAAGAUUACUUCAAACUGUGGAAUUCUGGGAACUGUUCAAAUAUUUCAAUCAACUUGUGACAUUGAAAUUGAAUGCUUAAAUAAAGUAAAUUAUAGCUACUCAGU
Messenger RNA from Leucoraja erinaceus (little skate), 3107 nucleotides. It is a transcript of the gene mcm6, whose product is annotated as minichromosome maintenance complex component 6. Lineage: Eukaryota; Metazoa; Chordata; Chondrichthyes; Rajiformes; Rajidae. Bases 69 to 2537 code for a protein of 822 amino acids. Gene Ontology annotation, cellular component: nucleus; MCM complex. Gene Ontology annotation, molecular function: single-stranded DNA binding; ATP binding; single-stranded 3'-5' DNA helicase activity. The transcript is spliced from 17 exons. Gene Ontology annotation, biological process: mitotic DNA replication; double-strand break repair via break-induced replication; DNA replication initiation. The record is from RefSeq and is a predicted model, not a curated record.